Leptosomus discolor (cuckoo roller) is the source of this 1572-nucleotide messenger RNA. The record is from RefSeq and is a predicted model, not a curated record. NCBI's taxonomy places the organism in Eukaryota, Metazoa, Chordata, Aves, Leptosomiformes, Leptosomidae.
AGCACAGCUAACGCUUCCUCCUCCUCCAGACGCGAGUGCAUCUCCGUCCACGUCGGCCAGGCCGGCGUCCAGAUGGGCAACACCUGCUGGGAGCUGUACUGCCUGGAGCACGGCAUCCAGCCUGAUGGGCAGAUGCCCAGCGACAAGACCAUCGGUGGAGGGGAUGACUCCUUCACCACCUUCUUCUGCGAGACCGGGGCUGGGAAGCACGUCCCACGGGCCAUCUUCGUGGACCUGGAGCCCACCGUGAUUGAUGAGGUUCGGGGAGGAGUCUACCGCCAGCUCUUCCACCCUGAACAGAUGAUCACCGGUAAGGAGGAUGCUGCCAACAACUAUGCCCGUGGGCACUACCCCAUCGGCAAAGAGAUCAUUGACCAAGUGCUGGACAGGAUCAGGAAGCUGGCUGACCAGUGCACAGGCCUCCAGGGAUUCCUCGUGUUUCGUAGCUUUGGAGGUGGCACCGGCUCUGGAUUCACCUCCCUGCUGAUGGAGCGACUUUCCGUAGACUAUGGAAAGAAGUCCAAGCUGGAGUUCUCAAUCUACCCUGCACCACAGGUCUCCACUGCCGUGGUGGAGCCCUACAACUCCAUCCUCACCACACACAGCACAUUGGAGCACUCAGACUGUGCCUUUAUGGUGGACAAUGAGGCCAUCUAUGACAUCUGUCGCAGAAACCUGGACAUCGAACGCCCAACCUACACCAACCUGAACAGACUCAUCAGCCAGGUCGUCUCAUCUAUCACAGCAUCGCUGCGUUUCGACGGGGCCCUGAAUGUCGACCUGACCGAGUUCCAGACCAACCUGGUGCCCUACCCUCGCAUCCACUUCCCCCUGGCCACCUAUGCUCCUGUGGUUUCGGCUGAGAGAGCUUAUCAUGAGCAGCUGUCAGUGGCCGAGAUCACCAACUCCUGCUUUGAGCCAGUCAACCAGAUGGUGAAGUGUGACCCUCGCCAUGGCAAGUACAUGGCCUGCUGCCUGCUGUACCGUGGGGACGUGGUGCCCAAGGAUGUCAACGCUGCCAUCGCCACCAUCAAGACCAAGCGCAGCAUCCAGUUUGUGGACUGGUGCCCCACGGGCUUCAAGGUGGGCAUCAACUACCAGCCGCCCACGGUGGUGCCGGGGGGGGACCUGGCCAAGGUGCAGCGCGCCGUCUGCAUGCUGAGCAACACCACGGCCAUCGCCGAGGCCUGGGCUCGCCUGGACCACAAGUUCGACCUGAUGUACGCCAAGCGAGCCUUCGUGCACUGGUACGUGGGCGAGGGCAUGGAGGAAGGGGAGUUCUCUGAGGCACGGGAAGACAUGGCCGCUCUGGAGAAGGAUUACGAGGAGGUGGGCCUGGACUCCUACGAGGAUGAAGAGGAGGGCGAGGAGUAGAGAAGCCCCUGCCAAAAAGGACUGUGCUCCUUCCCCGUGUUACCUGCAGAAACCCUUUGCAAUAAACCGUUUCAGAGCCUCCAUGUCUCCCACUAACCCCCCAGCUGUAUUGGUUUCUUGCCAGGUCAGGUGUGUGGUGAGUGCUUCAGCUCUGCUGCUGGUGCUGCCAUGCAUCCUCCCAGCGCUCUGCUCAGCUCC